AUGUCACUAAUACUCCUCCUGGUAGUGUCCGGCGCCCUCCACCUUGCCGGCGGGGUAUGCCUCCCGCCAUCUCACCCCCCACCUCCACCACCGCCAUCUCCGCCGCCGCCUCCACCGUCGCCUGUGCCUGGUGGGGUCGACUGUCCCCCGCCUUGGCUAUCUCCUCCGCCACCGCCGUCGCCAGUGCCUGGUGGGGUCUACUAUCCCCCGCCCUCACCGCCAUCUCCUCCGCCGGCCCCCGUUCCUGGGGGCAACAACUGCUCUCCCCCAAUGCCAACAUGCUCCGUCGACAUCUUCUCAAUGUCGGCGUGUGUCGACGAGAUCGGCUGUUGCCCGCUCAUUGCGGGCUUGCCCCAGCUGGAGGCCGCCAUCUGUGUGUGUGCUGCCGUAAAGAUUAACGCUUUUAGCCUUAAUCUUUACGUGCACUUGUUGGUCGGCUGCGGGAUGACCCUGCCGGACUGCUUCACUUGCCCGUAG
This is a messenger RNA of Salvia hispanica, 477 nucleotides long. NCBI's taxonomy places the organism in Eukaryota, Viridiplantae, Streptophyta, Magnoliopsida, Lamiales, Lamiaceae. The record is from RefSeq and is a predicted model, not a curated record.